UAAACUGGGUCACGGUUUGCCGAUCCUUUGGGAAACUCAACUUGGAUGGUUGGUUUCCGGUCCUAUUUAUAGACGCAACGAAUCGACAAUGCCGUCAUCAUCAUCAUCCAUAAAAUGUAAUUUCGUAACAGUUAAUUCAGGCAACGCUCUCUCCACCGUUGAUGACGACCUUCAAAACCAAUUAGCGCGUUUUUGGCAACUGGAGGAAGUUAGCCAUCAGUCGUCUCAAUAUUCUCACGAAGAGAAAUUAUGUGAGGAGCAUUUUCAAGCUAACACUGUUCGUUUGAAGGACGGAAGUUUUUGUGUUAGGUUGCCUUUAAAGCAGAGUCCUAAAUUGUUAGGCGAAUCAUUUCAAAGAGCCAAACAUUGCUUCUUAUCGUUGGAGCGUAGGUGGAAAAAUAGACCAUCAUUCAGGAAGCUAUACAUCGAGUUUAUGUCGGAGUAUCACGCUUUAGGUCACAUGUCCGAGUACGUACCUACCGAUUCGGGUACAGGUACCUACUUUAUACCCCACCACGGAAUUUUACGGGACAGUACCACUACCAAAUUAAGGACUGUCUUUAAUGCUAGUAGUCCCACUACUUCCGGUGUUUCGCUAAACGAUUUGCAAAUGAUUGGACCAACUGUCCAAGAUGAUCUGCUGUCAAUACUCAUACGUUUUCGGCAGCAUAAAUACGUAAUAUCGGCUGACAUUGAAAAAAUGUACAGGACCGUAUUUCUUCAUCCUGAUGAUCGCAAGCUACAGCUGAUCCUAUGGCGUGAAAAUGAAUCUGACGCCUUAAAGACUUAUCAGCUAAAUACCGUAAGUUAUGGGACGGCUAGCGCAGCAUUUUUAGCAUGUCGAUGUCUUAAACAAAUAGGUUUAGAUUGCCAAGAUAAACCGUUAUCUGAAAUAAUAAUUCACGAUUUUUAUGUCGAUGAUUUAUUGACCGGGGGAGAUGAUUUUGACGAGGUUAUUAGAUUGCGGCAAGGAGUCACUGAUGCUUUAGCUGCCGCGCGCAUGCAUUUAAGAAAGUGGAAGUCUAAUGAUCCACGCUUAAUUGACUCGUUCUCUCCUGAAUCAAAAAACUUAAACAUGGGAACGUCCGAGUCAGGCAAGAUAUUAGGUCUGGGUUGGCAUCCAGACGCGGACCAGUUAUAUUUCCCAAUCGGCAUUUCAGUUCCUAAGGGAACCACUAAAAGGGAUAUAUUGUCAACCAUUGCUCAGAUUUUUGAUCCCUUAGGGCUUUUAAGCCCUUGUGUCAUUACAAUGAAAAUUCUCAUGCAGAGGCUGUGGUUACACAGACUUUCUUGGAACCAGGAGCUUCCUCCUGAAACUUUAAAACAAUGGGCCGAUAUAGUUUCAAGCCUGCCUCUUCUUAAUACUAUCCGCAUUCCGCGACGAGUUUUGUGCGACUCCUACGAGAGUCUGGAACUACACAUUUUCACAGACUCCUCAGAGCGAGCCUAUGGUGCCUGUGUUUACGCCCGUAGCAUUAACGAUGCAGGAGAGGUUUUCGUGCGAUUACUUAUAGCCAAAAGUCGAGUUUGUCCCUUGAAGCCUUUAACCAUUCCGAAACUUGAACUUUGUGGCGCGCUGGUCGGUGCUCGGUUGUAUCAAAAGGUUAUUAACUCACUUCGAGCCCAAGUUAGCAGCGCAACGUUCUGGAGCGACUCGACCAUAGUUCUCGCGUGGCUCAAAACAUUACCAAGCAAGUUGCAGCCAUUUGUUCGCAACCGUACAGCCGAGAUUCUCGAAAUAUCAGGCAAUAGUUCCUGGCGACACGUUCCGACUAACGAGAAUCCUGCUGAUCACGUAUCUCGCGGUGUUAGCUUCGAGGAAAUGAAUUCCCUUGACUUAUGGUGGUCCGGUCCUAGCUUCCUAAAGCGUGAUGCUUCGACGUGGCCACAGAAUCCGUGUACAGAAGUUUAUAAUUUACCUGAGGUUCGAACAGAAAUAACCUUGUCUGCUUGCAUUCAAGACGAGACUUUCAUUGACUUUGAACGAUUUUCAAACUUCUUACGGUUAAAACGCGCCGUAGCGUACGUUUUGCGCUUCAUAUCGGCUUGUAAAGGGAUGGCAGUAACUACUCAAUAUUUAAACGAUGUAGAAUUAAAAAACGCAUUAAACCUCCUGAUAAAAAUAUCACAAGCCGAAUCAUUACCUGAGUAUAAACUACUAUUAAAAUCUCAAACUUUACCUAAGGGUAGUCCACUGUUAAAGUUAAACCCCUUUUUAGACGAAAAUUCAAUCAUGCGUGUUGGUGGUCGCCUUGCAAACUCGGAAUUUCCAUAUGAGCAAAAGCAUCCCAUCAUCUUACAGUCCACUCACAAAUUUACAAAGUUGCUUUUCUAUUUCGAGCAUAAGCAUUUAUUACAUGCACCACCACAGCUUUUAUUAGCCACUAUUAAAGAGCGAUACUGGCCGAUAGGAGGACGCAAUUUGGCUAAGUUGUGUUACAGACAGUGCGUCCUAUGUAUCCGAAUGAAGGGACGCGUACUUAGCCCUUUGAUGGGUAAUUUACCUAAAACUCGGUUGUCCCCCGAAGGCCACGUAUUCGUCAAUGUAGGCGUAGACUAUGCAGGUCCUAUCAACUCGGCUAGUCGUCAGGGCAGAGGUUGUAGGAUAGUAAAGGUGUACAUCGCCAUAUUCAUAUGCUUUACAACGAAGGCCAUACAUUUAGAGUUGGUUGGUGACCUAACAAGCAAUAAUUACUUGAUGGCUUUGAAUAGAUUUAUGUCGCGCAGAGGUAAGCCCGCUAAUAUCUACUCAGAUAAUGGGACCUCGUUUGUUGGCGCAUACAACGAAUUGUCAAGGUUCCUCAAAUCCAAUUGCAAUUCUAUUGCCGAAAGUGCGUCCAAUGUAGAAACGAACUUUCAUUUUUUGCCAGCUUACGCGCCACACUUUGGUGGUCUCUGGGAAGCGGGUGUAAAGUCAACAAAACAUCACUUAAACAGAGUGCUGGGCAAUUCUAAUCUUACAUACGAGCAACUUAAUACUACUCUGGUUAGGAUUGAGGCAAUUUUAAAUUCUCGGCCACUCACCGCUCUGUCUACGGAACCCGACGACCUGAUGCCGCUAACUCCUGGACACUUCCUCAUCGGCCGUCCACUGACCGCGCUGCCAGCUCCUGACUACCGAAACCACUCCUAUAACUAUUUAACGCGCUUCCAACGGGUAGAACAACUGCGCCAGCACUUUUGGACUCGUUGGAGCAAGGAAUAUAUCUCGGAUUUGCAGCAAAGGGUCAAAUGGCAAACGGCCGGAGACUCUUUAUCCCAGAAUACUCUGGUUCUUCUAAAAGAAGAUAAUCUUCCCCCUUUGAAGUGGAGGCUGGGCCGCAUCGUUGCAGUUUUCCCUGGACGAGAUGGAAUCAAUCGCGUCGCCGAUGUGCGCACUGCUAAUGGAGUCGUCAGAAGGGCAUUCUCCAAGAUAUGUCCAUUGCUGAAUGCUGAUGUUCCCACAUAAAAGGCCAGCUUUCAGCGCGCGGGGGCAUGUUGGAGAAUGCAGAAGCAUAGCGCCUGACAAAAACAUCUCUGCAAAUCCGCCCGCACUCCUGUGCGCUUCAACUUAAUAUAAUAGGAUUUUUUAGUUUUAAGCACUUACACGUAAGCUUUUGUACCGACU
This is a messenger RNA of Cydia pomonella (codling moth), 3607 nucleotides long. RefSeq lists its product as uncharacterized. The coding region runs from base 89 to 3448 and encodes 1119 amino acids. The record is from RefSeq and is a predicted model, not a curated record. The transcript has a single exon. NCBI's taxonomy places the organism in Eukaryota, Metazoa, Arthropoda, Insecta, Lepidoptera, Tortricidae. Gene Ontology annotation, biological process: DNA integration. Gene Ontology annotation, molecular function: nucleic acid binding.